Messenger RNA from Durio zibethinus, 2099 nucleotides. It is a transcript of the gene ATXR2, whose product is annotated as histone-lysine N-methyltransferase ATXR2. The record is from RefSeq and is a predicted model, not a curated record. NCBI's taxonomy places the organism in Eukaryota, Viridiplantae, Streptophyta, Magnoliopsida, Malvales, Malvaceae. Gene Ontology annotation, molecular function: methyltransferase activity; protein binding.
GUCAUACUAUUUCACUUUAUUCAAGUCUCACUGAAAUAGCUCCAAUUAUUUAUCGGCUCCAAAAAAACUAAACAAAAAAAAAAUGGAAAUGUCUUUUUUUUAAAAAAAAAAAAAAAAGGUCGUAAGAGCACAGUAGACCCGGGGGUCAUGCAGUAGGCACCUGAUUUCCUGGCGGCUUCAAAUAUAAAUCCCUGACUGACCCAGAGUCCAGUUUGUUUCUAGUCCGGAGCUUACAAGUUAGAAGUGGAAGAGGUAGCAGCAGAAUAGCAAAGCAAUGGAACUCAUGUGCCCGAUCGAUCAACACUGCUCUCAUCAAAUCGCCGCUCUUCUCCAGCCUCCCUCUCCUCUCCUUGUCCAGGAGUAUUUCGAGCAGCUUAUUUCGAAACGGCAAUUGCACGGCAUCAAAGUGAAACAAAACGGUGAAUUUGGAAAAGGUGUGUUUGCCGAAACGAACUUUGAAGAGGAACAACUUAUUUUGAAGGACCAAAUGCUUGUUGGGAUCCAGCAUCCUUCAAACAAGAUUGACUGUUUAGUUUGCAGUUAUUGUUUCAAAUUUAUCGGUUCAAUAGAGCAACAAAUCGGACGAAAACUGUACCUGAAGACACUAGGAGUAGGAAUUUCUCCACAUAAUGGAAAGGGAUGUCAUGACAAUUCAUCUGAUAAAGACCAAGACAAUCAUUUUGUUCAAAAUCACCAUAAUUCGGAUGAUGGAGCUUCUAGUAGUUCCAAUAGUACUAUUCCUUUGCCUACAAUGGCUGUGGAAUCGUUAAUGAAUGGCGAAUUGGCAUUGCCUUACUCCAACAAGUUUCCCUUGCCUUCUGUCGUUUCAUGCCCUGGGGGAUGUGAAGAAGCUUUCUAUUGUAGCAAAUCAUGCGCUGAGGCUGAUUGGGAGUCGUUUCAUUGCUUACUUUGUACUGGAGAGAAAUCCGAGUUUCAUUCUAGAGAGACACUUUUAAAAUUCAUACAACAUGCUAAUGAAACAAAUGACAUUUUCCUCCUUGCUGCCAAGGCAAUUUCUUUCACCAUUUUAAGGUAUCGGAAGUUGAAAGCAUGUCAUCUGAGAGAACAGGAGAAGACUGCAACGAGUAUGUUAGGAACUUCUGAUCUAUCCUUACUUUUGGAGGCAUGGAAGCCAAUAUCAAUUGGACAUAAGAGAAGGUGGUGGGACUGUAUUGCAUUGCCAGAUGACAUUGAUACAUCUGAUGAAGCCACAUUUAGGAGGCAAAUAAGGGAGCUCGCAUUCACAUCACUUCAGCUCCUCAAGGAAGCCAUUUUUGACAAGGAAUGUGAGCCAUUAUUCUCCCUUGAAAUCUAUGGGCAUAUAAUUGGCAUGUUCGAGCUCAAUAAUCUUGAUCUUGUUGUAGCAUCUUCAGUGGAAGAUUACUUUUUGUAUGUCGAUGAUCUUCCAUAUCCUGAAAAGAAAGAGGCUGAGAAAAUUACACAACCAUAUCUAGAUGCCCUUGGUGAUGACUAUUCCAUUUGUUGCCAAGGUACUGCAUUCUUUCCUUUGCAGAGUUGCAUGAACCAUUCUUGUUGUCCUAAUGCAAAAGCAUUCAAAAGAGACGAGGAUAGAGAUGGCCAAGCGACAAUUAUUGCCCUCAGGCCUAUUUGCAAGGGAGAAGAGGUGACCAUUUCAUACAUAGACGAGGACCUUUCAUUCGAAGAGAGGCAAGCAUUACUUGCGGAUUAUGGUUUUAGAUGCAGGUGCGCCAGGUGUUUGGAUGAAGAACCCUAGACCUUAGUCAACAUGUUGCCAAAAUGCCAAUGAAGUGGCUGUAUUAUAGCCAUUACAAAACAAAAACUGUAAACGUGGGUGUGAGAAAUAUUAAAUGUUAGUAAAAGAAGCCAUGGAGGGAGCUGUUUCCCUUUGGAUUGAUACGUCAUCAGAAUGCAGAUUCAUUUGCCUGCUCCGAGGUCAACUAGAGCUGUAUUUUCAAUUCAGUUUUCACCUUUUCCUUCAAUUUAUUUAAUUUAAGCAGAAAGAAUUGACGGGACUAGGUCCUAUCUUGAUUUUCUUCUUCCAUCCAUUUAUUCUUCUGUGUAAUAUAUUACUUUUAACGUGGAGUAAACGGUUUUUGGCCUUGGAUGUAUAUCAUGCU